This is a messenger RNA of Monopterus albus (swamp eel), 7171 nucleotides long. RefSeq names its product interleukin 13 receptor, alpha 2 (gene il13ra2). Gene Ontology annotation, biological process: cytokine-mediated signaling pathway. The transcript is spliced from 10 exons. NCBI's taxonomy places the organism in Eukaryota, Metazoa, Chordata, Actinopteri, Synbranchiformes, Synbranchidae. Bases 604 to 1773 code for a protein of 389 amino acids. The record is from RefSeq and is a predicted model, not a curated record. Gene Ontology annotation, molecular function: protein binding; cytokine receptor activity. Gene Ontology annotation, cellular component: external side of plasma membrane.
AAAGCCCAAGAAAUGCUCUUUUACUUGAGGAAUGUCUUCUUGUGACACUAUCCUGACUAUGACAGAGAGCUGUUCCUUAUGACUCAGAUCAGGGGUGCAGUCUAAAAUGAUGGAGAAAUAUUUGGAUAUUUUGAUCUCUGUCACAAUGUGUUCUAUUAUUUUAGAACUGAUGGAGUCUAUCAGUUCAUUUUGGAUUGUUUUGCCAAGAUAAUGUACAUGACUGCCAGCUCCACUUUCCACCCUACUGACAUGCUGCUUCAUCACUGGAUCAAAUUUGGCCAUAAGCUCCACCUCUUUCAGGAAAUUCCCAUUGUCUGGUUUAUUUAAUGUGUCUGUGGAAUCCCUAUAAGCCAUGUUUCUUUCAGCUAAGGACUGAAUUAUUGCCACCUCCCUUCACGCCCAGAGACAUCUGAGGACAAGGCAUUAUUUUUGGAGGAAAAGACCGCGCUGGUAUCCCGUUUCAUUCAGAUUUUCAAGGUUCUUCCACAGGACUUCCACAAGAACAACAUAUAAAAGUUCCAGUCCUGCCACACCGGGUCAUUCUCCUUAACCCUGCCUGAACCCACAGACGGAAAACGCGCUCUCUUACGCACAGGUAGACUGAUGGCGAGUAUAGCUGCACUGAUGCUGCUCAUAAUAUCCUGGCGGAACAUCAGUUAUUGCUGUGGACUUAAAGUGGAUCCUCCUGAGGAACUUGUGAUAAUAGACCCUGGCCAUUUUGGACAUCUCGAGAUUACAUGGAGCCCCCCAGCCAGCUUGAUCAAUAUGACGGAGUGUCCAGUACUGUAUCAAGUGGAGUACUUCAACUCAUACAGGAACAGAUGGACUGCCAUCAGGACAUCUAGGAGAUCAUACAGUGCCCAGUUUGAUCUGAUGAAAGAUGUUAGAGUGAAAGUAUACACCUUGCUGAGUGGACCCUGCACCAAUGGUACUAUGAUCAUGAGCACAAACUACACUGAACUGAUCCAGAAGCCUCCUGCAGGUGUUGUGGGUACUGCUGUCCAGGAUUUUGUCUGCGUGUUUCAUAACAUGGAGUACAUGGAGUGUCACUGGGGAAGAAGCUCAAAGAUGCCAGUGAACUCAGAGCAAAGUCUAUAUUUCUGGCACAAAAAGCUGGAACAGUCAGAGGAAUGUCCAAAAUACGUCAUUUCAGGUGGAGUCAGGGUCGGCUGCAACUUUACAGGGACAUAUCUCCCUGAUUUCACUGAUAUUAACUUCUGUCUAAAUGGCUCCUCUCGUGAAGGGACCCUGAAACCAACAUUCAUCUCCCUGCAAAUCCAAAACCAUGUGAAGCCUGGAACCACAGAGAAACUGCAUCUGAAAACGGUUCCAGACACGCAGCUGGAAAUUCACUGGGAGUAUCCUAAUGAGUGGAUUCCUGGACACUGCUUAGAAUGGGAGGUGGAACACAAUCAAGAGGGGCCUGAUGGAAAAAUCACAUCAAAGCAGAUUUUAACCAAACAGACAAGCUUGGCUCUGACCUCCAUUCAUGAGAGAGACUGCUUCAGGAUUCGGUCCAAAUUGCACAAGUAUUGUGCAGACAAAAGCUUUUGGAGUGAGUGGAGUCAUCCAUCCUGCCAUCUGGAAUUCACACCUGAACCCGAAUGGAACAUGGUUUGUGUUUAUAUCACCAUUGCCAUCAUCGCCGUACUGCUGCUGUCACUGUGUGUGGGGGUAGGAUUUAAAGUGAAAUCAAGACAAGAGAAGAAGCCAGACCCUUUGCUCACCACGCUGUUUGCUCAAAAUUCAGCUCUUACAGUGGCGGAAGCCUAAAAAGACAAGAAGACCUGCGUCAUUGUCACUUUCACAGAGCACCUCUGACAGAUGCUUUACUAUUGCACUCCACUGCUCUAACUUUUUAGGUUCAUAGCAUGAAGCUCUAAAGAUGCCACACAGUCACCUGACAUUAACACUAAUGCAUUAUGAAGUUACUACAUUAUACAGUACAUUAGACCAAAGGUUACAAUAUAUUAUUUACAAAAAAAUAGAGAACGUACAGAGUAUUAUAUUAUUUUAACAUGCCUUACCAUGCUUGCCUUUUUGUGUACAUUUUUACAGAAAUGCUUGAACUACUCUGAGAUGUCACUAUAACAUUCAAAUAUUAUGUUAUGCCUAAAAGUAUCACCCAUUUUGGUUUUGCUACAUCUCUUGACUGCUGAUUUAGCCAGAUGAGAUUACUUUGCACAUGUUGUAUUCUGCAGUAAUGUACUGGUCUUUGGGGAUUUGUUUUGGAUGUUUUACCAUUUGCCAGAUGUCUUGCCAGCUGAGUCAGUCAGCAUAAUUCACUUAAUGAAAAGUUACUGUUUUGAAAAUGAAAAAUGAUUGUUUUAUUGAUUACUUGCUUAAUCAUUUACUCAUUGUCUCAACUCUUGCCAGUUAGUUCAGGUAGCAAAAAUGUUAUGUCUAAAUUCAGUGCACACAGCUACAAGGUUUUGUAAUGUCUUUGUUGCACACAUCAAGAUGGUGAAGUCUUUCAUCACCUACAGAAUGUAUAUGAGACUGAGUUGGGUGUAUUUUUUGGAUGGGUUAAUAAUGAAGACAUGCAUGUGUCAUGGACUUUUAAUGCCAAAACAUCUUGUCAGGUUUUUUCUGUUUUUGUCUUGGUUUGAAUUAUAACUCAAAAUGACAACAAAACUACGUUUUCAUAAUUGUUCAUGUAUUUUUGUUCAGAUGUCUCAAUUACAAAGAUAUUAUAAUAAUGCACUUCACCUUUUCUUAACUUUUAUGCAUUUUGUGGAUGUUGACAUCGUUCUGUUUUUAAAAUCAGAACUCUAAUUUGCACAACAUCCAUCUGCCUGUUCAUAUCUUUGAAAAAAACAGAGGAAUAAAGAAAAGGCAAAAGAUGAAUUCGUCACAUGUAGCUCCCAUAUUCUGUGGGACUAGUUUGAACUCUGACAGUAUGUGUGGGGUCUGAGAUCCAACACGUUUAAUGUUUUGCACUGUAAUCAUCAAAAUAAUUCCAACCAGUGUCUGAACUGCUGUAAUUUCUCAGUAUGAGCUUGGAGGUUGUGAACCACGACUACCAACUACUUUAUGUUUACCAUUAUACUUCCUGUUAUGGAAAGAAUAUGCUGUGUAAUGGGAUUUUGGGGUCUAUUUCAGUAUUUCAUGGCCACCAUUUUAUUUUCUCAAGUCUCAAAUGCCUUUUCUUCUAUUAAUUUGAUGAUCCCUGGGGCAAAAGAGGAGACCGCAGCUGAAGUGAGCUUGCUGAACUUCUCAUGUAGCUGUUUCUCCCCAAACCUCCAAAAGAAAAAACAAGUUUCUUGUUACAAGUUACUUUUUAAAAUCAAAGAGGCUCAGUCAAAGCAGAAUUUAAUAACUACAUAACCUUGUCAUAAAUAUCUCAUCAUGUACUUGGUUCAUUCAGUAUUUAUGUGACAUGAUACGUUAGUAUAACCAGUCACAUAACAUUCACUGCUGCACUUUGUUCAUGUUUUUGUAGCUGCCUUCAUUCAUUUAAAAAUGUUUUAUGUGCAGCAGGGCAUUAGAAAUCAUUUGCUCUCAUACUCAGUACAUAUGAUGUGCUGUCAUUUCAAACAGUGAAGGCUUCUCACAUGCAAAACCAGCACAAAUCAGCUCCACAUAACCAGAAAUUCUGAAUUGCAAAUGCUGUUUCUCAAUUUUCUGUUUUUAUUUAUACUCCUGGUGAAAUUAUUCGUUAUGAUGUUUACAUAAAACCAUUUAUGUAGAUAACUGCUUUUGAUUGUACACAGUUAAGAAUAGGUGACACUUUUGCUGUAGCUCAUGAGGCCCUCUUAUGUCCAUAUUAUAUAUAGCACCCACCACAGUCAUAAAUGAAUUUAAAGUUUCUGAUAUUUUCAGUGGAUUCUCUUAAAUUAUUGUGUAAAGCAUAUCUAUAAUUAAACAUGUGCAUGUAUUCCUACUUAUAUCUUUCACUUAACUUUUGACCAAGAUGUUUUGGCCCAUAUCGAUGUGUUUAAGUGGUUUUGAUGUUCCUUGUCACCUUGUUUUACACAGGAUAUCUUAUCACCUUUAUUUGUGGGUAUUUGCCUGAGGCUCGGAUUAAAGUUGGACAAAUUCUUGCCAAUAAAAUAUAAGGAAGCUGUGUUCCUUGUGCUUAAUUAACACACAGACUAGACAAUUCUGUUGACAUUAUACAAUACAUAUCGGUCUCUCCAAACUAACCAAUCUGCAAUACAAGUGCACACUGAACAGAGAAUUCCCAUUUUUUAUGUUGGGAACUUAUCCAUCUGGCUUCAUGCUGACUGCUAUCUUUUAUUGUUUGAUCCAGUAUUGACUGACACCCACAAGGUCAGCCAAGCAGCUGACUGCUUCCCACACCAGGUUACUUCACUGUGCAGGUGUGUGUCUAUGGAUAGUUGUGCCUGUCUUAUUAACUUAAUUUGGCUCAUUAGCAACCAAACAGAGUUCUUAUAUAAUUAAUCAGUAGAAAAUAAAUGUGUAAAAUAAACACACACACACUAGUAUUCCAUCUUUGUGCAAUAUUUGUGGGAACUAAUCAGAACAUUUAGAAGUGGACUCGCUGCUGGGUGUCUCAUUGGAAUGAGGUACCCCUGCUGCCUGACAGAACAGAAGGUGGAUGGUGUAAAACUCACUAGCAAAAGAGAAGUAAUAUGACUGUUGCUUUCACACCAGGUUUUUCAUGCACAGUGCUGAGUGCAGCAGCAGUACAUGGGUUUAUCAGGAGCCAGGGGUCGGCAGGGCACCACAAGCUGAUAAUGGAGGAGUAGUGAGCUAAUUUUUUGAGAUUAAUAUGUAAUUUUGGUGGAGCCAGACUUGACAGAGGAUUGGUACAAGGGCAAUGUAGGUGUUACUUUUCAGUCCAUGCUUUACCCACUGGCAGACCCUGGUCCUAGAUUUCCACUGCAGGGGAUCACAUUAGGAGCUGGACAAGACCAGGUUUGCAUUUAUAAUCUUAUUAGAUUUUAAAUAAAACUGUGAUUAGCUAUCAUUAAAACAAUAGUUUUCCUAAUCAGGAACCAAGGUCUCAGAGUCCAUGUUCAUCUCUGACUCCCAGGCUCAGUAACUGGAAUCUGUCCCUGCAGAGUGAAAGUGUGCAGGGCCUGUCUGGUUACUGCACCCAGGGGCCAGGCUGCUCUACAAAGGGUCACAUUAUCUUUACUACAGAUACAGUCUGUUGCAUGAUAGUCACAAUCAAAUGGGAAUAAAUGUCUUGUUUGCCCUAACAGCUGGAGAAAAGGACUUUCCUUGUUUCAGUUUUGUUUCUUCUGCCAGCACACAGUUGGUUGAGUUAAUCCCCUGCUGUAGUGAAAAAUGCUGUGGUCAUAUCCAAGUAUUCUGAGAAUAUGCAGCAGCUGCGGAGACACAGAAUUAAUCAGCACAAUCUUAACUCCAUGGAUCAAGUUUGUUUUGCUGCCUAUCUUAACAAAAACUACAUGUAAACAAUUUCGUCCCUUAGUCCAGAGGCAGAAUCUUGACUUCAGCUUCUGCUCUCCUGUAUUAUCAGCUUUGACCACUAGGUGGGGGCGGAUGUUAGCAUAAAAUUGUGUAGGUGUGGUCAAACAUGGUUCUCAUGAAAGUACAGCAAUUUAAAAAAAAGUCUUAUUCUCAUUACAGGGAAAAUAAGCAACUGACAUAUAUUUACUGUAAAACCUAAACAAUGCCUUUGGUGACACAUUUAUGUGUAUUUACAAUGCCAGGACAUUUAAUGCAGGAGAGGCAAUAACUGUGUGGUGGAGUUCUGAGCAUGCAGACCCACUGACAGUUUUACCUUUACAACACAACAAUGCCAGAGAGCGAAUCAUUUAGAACCCUCUUCUGCAAAAUAAAAGCAAAGAAGACAAAGAGUUGCAUAAUAUUGGAUCAGCUGAUCAACGGUGUGUUUAUGUAAAAAAAGAAAUUAAAAUCUUCUUCUCCAGUAAAAUACAUUCUUUUAAAGUAACAUGAUCACAUUUGUGUGACACUUUAGAAACUAUCUCUCUUUGUGUAAUCACAUCACUUUCAAGUCAAAUUUCAAAAAUUCCCCAGAGGUCACUGCUAUUAUAAGACAACUACCGACGUGGCACCUCACACACUCAGUGCACUGUUACACUAUUUACAGAAGCCGUGCAUCGAGCUCAUUCAUUUGGAUCUUUUACCCCUGGAGCUGUUAAUUGUUGUGUACGUACUGGGGAUUUUUCACACUCCCACAGCAGUAGAAACUGUGUGUCCCUUUACAGAGACUUGUUUUAACCAGCUGCAUCAGUUUGGGGUAAAAAAAAUAAAAUAAAAAAUGGUACCAGGAAGCUUCACACUACACUGCUUAAGUGUGGUAGUGCCUUCUGUUUUACACAAAACACCCAGGGAAAUAAUGCAGAUCUUUUAAAACUUGCCUUUCAUAAACAUAUUUAGAAAAGUAAUUUUGGUGCACAGCUAAACAAAAUGACACUAAUAAAAAUGCCCCAGCUAAUUACAAGAAAGUGUCAGACAGUCAUAAAGUUUUGUGGCUGGCAAUAAAAUGUUUUAUGUUGCUAAUUUAUGUUUCAACUAAUGAAUCAUAUCACACACAUCUAGCUGCAUCUAGCUUAUGGUGGUUUCCUCUGAGGAAUGUGUGUCUUUGGUCCAACCCCUGAUGCUUCCCUCUUAACAUUCAGUCGGAAGUCAGUUUCUGAACCACUGGUGUCAGACGUCAUAGUAUGGAAAACAACAUUUUAUAAUAAUAAUUCACACAUCUAAAACUCUCAAAACUACAGUUGUUUAUUCUGGAUUUCCUGGAUUGUUUCCUUAAAGACAAAUUAGUGUGAGUUUCUAAACAACCGAUAAGCUCUUGAUAGCUCCAGCACAAAUCAAAGCGUGACUGCUUUAAAAUUCUAAUAUCAGAAAGCUUAGCUUAGCCCAAACAUGUUCAGAUUUUCAGUAUUUAUAUAUUGAAAAAUGAUGCCAUAAAUACAAUAAUAACAAGCUUAUCCUCAUGAAAUGCUACAAAAAGAAUAAAAAAGGAAAUGUGGGGUUUCCAUAUUCAGCUACAGCACAUUCAGGUCUGUGCUAAUCUACUGUGCUGUUUCUCUCGAACAACAGAGAUACAGGUCAAUGUACAGUGGAAAUGUCCAGCAUCAGAAGCUCGUGCCCAUCCAGAAAGCUCUCUGUGUUGUAGCUUUGCCACCUCGCUGCUCACACCAGCAGGGACGCACUAGCUACACAGGAGGAGGGGGUGGGAGUCCUAGCCAUACAACCCUAGCCUAAAUUAGGC